UAUCAAAUGUACUUUGCAUGAAGCUAAGGGUGACAUACCGCCUCAAUGCUCAUUUGGGAGGUGGAACUCAGCAGAGCUGGAUCUAUUUGUCCUACUGCUUCGGGGGAAUGGGAGUCAUAAGACCAGGGGAGAAUGGGACAUCUGGACCGGGCUUGCUACAUCCUAAAAAGACGGAGUGGUCAACAGAGAGAGAUUGGUGGUACACCCAGUACAGACAGUCAUCACAUUACCUGGCCCUCCUCUGUUUUCUACUGACCAUGGCCACACUCCUACAGACAUUUUACUUGGUGCAGAUCACCUUGGUCUUCCAAUCCCAGUCCGCCUUGCAGGAGGUCAGACUCAAAGACCUGACUCAGAAGCUGAACACCCUGAACCUCUCCUACCUCCUCCUCUUCCACAAGUACCCAGCACUCAACCAGUACUGUCCCAUCACCAAUAGCAGCACCAAUGAGCGUGAGUGCAGGCCGUGCCCAGAGGGAUGGGAGUCUUUUGGGGAGAGAUGCUACCUCUACACCCAUGACAGACUGGAUUGGAUUUCCAGUCAGUACCACUGCCUAUCUGUAGGGGGCAACCUUGCCAUGGUGAAGAGUGAGGAGGAGCAAGUAUGA
Oncorhynchus gorbuscha (pink salmon) is the source of this 608-nucleotide messenger RNA. Its product is annotated as C-type lectin domain family 1 member A-like. Lineage: Eukaryota; Metazoa; Chordata; Actinopteri; Salmoniformes; Salmonidae. The record is from RefSeq and is a predicted model, not a curated record. The transcript is spliced from 4 exons. The coding region runs from base 18 to 608 and encodes 196 amino acids.